AUGUGGCGGUGGGAGGGUACACAAAGAGUGAUUUUGUUGGCAUGCGGUUCGUUCAAUCCACCAACCCUGAUGCACUUGAGAAUGAUGGAGGUUGCACGAGAUCAUCUGGAGAAACAACUACACUGUACGGUCCUCGAAGGAUUGUUGAGUCCAGUGGCGGAUUCGUUUAAUAAGCCUAAUCUCGCGUCCGCUCAUCACCGCCUUGCCAUGAUAGAGGCAGCCACUGCACACUCGAAAUGGCUUCGAGCUGAUGGUUGGGAAUGUAGACAGAAAUCAUGGUCUCGGACCGUGUUGGUGCUCCAGCAUCACCACCAGGAGGCACGAAGGAAAUUGCAAACCGACGUCCGUCUCGUUCUGGUGGUUGGUGGCGAUGUAGUCGAGUCCUUUACGAGAGUGCUACCAAGCGGUGAUCCCCUCUGGCAUCCGAGUGAUGUUCGAGAGAUCAUCACAAAGUUCGGCCUUAUCGUUAUCCGACGUGAAGGCGCGGACCCAGUCAGGGCUCUGCGAUCCAUUUCCUGUUUACGAGAUGUUAUAGAUCAAGUGCUUAUUCUUGCUGAUGAUAUUUGUCCAUGUAGUAUUAGUUCUACGAAUAUACGAACAGCUGUAUCUGCUGGUAGAUCCAUUAUGUUCACAACUCCUUUCGCUGUUAUUGACUACAUUCAGAAAACUGGUCUUUACACCAGUAAUAAUCGUUUCACUUAA
Angiostrongylus costaricensis is the source of this 702-nucleotide messenger RNA. The record is from the annotation of a GenBank genome assembly. Lineage: Eukaryota; Metazoa; Nematoda; Chromadorea; Rhabditida; Metastrongylidae.